AUCUUAUUGAGUCACCCAAACACAAAUCAUGGCUAGCCAACAAAAUAUAAUAGACUCGUUCCAAAAGGCCGUCAACUUGACUGGUUCUCCCAAUGCCGUCUCCACCUCGCCCACGCAGUCGUACUUGAGCAACUACACCCCGUACAAAAAGCAAGCCAAAGCGUUGAAGCCAUUUUCUACUGGAGACAUGAAAAUCUUAUUAUUGGAAAACGUCAACCAAACUGCCAUUGAUAUUUUCAAGGGCCAAGGUUACCAGGUGGAGUUCUAUAAGAGCUCGUUGCCUGAAGAUGAAUUGGUUGAAAAAAUCAGAGAUGUUCACGCCGUUGGUAUUAGAUCCAAGACCAAAUUGACUGAAAGAGUCUUAAGUGCUGCCAAAAACUUGGUGGUAAUUGGUUGUUUCUGUAUUGGUACCAACCAGGUGGACUUAGAGUUUGCUGCCAAGAGUGGUAUUGCCGUUUUCAACUCUCCAUUCUCCAACUCCAGAUCAGUUGCUGAGUUGGUGAUUGCUGAAAUCAUCACUUUGGCCAGACAAUUAGGUGACAGAUCCAUCGAGAUGCACACCGGAACCUGGAACAAGGUCUCGGCCAAGUGCUGGGAAAUCAGAGGUAAGACCUUGGGGAUUAUUGGAUAUGGACAUAUUGGUUCUCAGUUGUCAGUGUUGGCAGAAGCCAUGGGUAUGAACGUCAUCUACUACGACGUGGUUAUGAUCAUGUCUUUGGGUAAUUCCAAGCAGGUGGGCAGCUUAGACGAGUUGUUGAACAAGGCUGACUUCAUCACUUGUCAUGUCCCUGCCACUGCCGAAACUAACAGCUUGUUGAGUGCCCCACAAUUUGCCGCCAUGAAAGACGGCGCCUAUGUGAUCAACGCUUCAAGAGGUCAAGUUGUCGAUAUUCCUGCAUUGGUACAAGCCAUGAAGGUGGGUAAAAUAGCCGGUGCAGCCUUAGAUGUUUACCCUCAUGAACCUGCCAAGAAUGGUGAAGGGUUGUUCUCCGACUCGUUGAAUGACUGGGCCUCGCAGUUGACUUCGUUGCGAAACGUGAUCUUAACUCCACAUAUUGGUGGAUCUACUGAGGAAGCUCAGUCUGCCAUUGGUGUGGAAGUUUCCAGUGCUUUGACAAAGUACAUCAAUGAAGGAAACUCUUCGGGAGCCGUGAACCUCCCCGAGGUUUCCUUAAGAGGCUUGGACUUGGACCAGCAGAACUCGGUCAGAGUGUUGUACAUUCACCAGAACGUCCCUGGUGUGUUGAAGACUGUCAACAACAUCUUGUCAAUCUAUAACAUCGAGAAGCAGUUUUCUGAUUCGAGAGGUGACGUGGCCUACUUAAUGGCGGAUCUUGCUGAUGUCGACAGCAGUGAUAUCAAGAGUUUGUAUGAACAGUUGGAACAGACUCCAUACAAGAUCGUUACCCGGUUGUUGUAUUAGUUAGCUUUGAUAUGGAUUAUAGAAAUGAUAAUAAUUGCACCC
This is a messenger RNA of Yamadazyma tenuis ATCC 10573, 1465 nucleotides long. It is a transcript of the gene SER33, whose product is annotated as phosphoglycerate dehydrogenase. The record is from RefSeq and is a predicted model, not a curated record. NCBI's taxonomy places the organism in Eukaryota, Fungi, Ascomycota, Pichiomycetes, Serinales, Debaryomycetaceae. Gene Ontology annotation, molecular function: NAD binding; oxidoreductase activity, acting on the CH-OH group of donors, NAD or NADP as acceptor.